This is a messenger RNA of Closterium sp. Naga37s-1, 1224 nucleotides long. NCBI's taxonomy places the organism in Eukaryota, Viridiplantae, Streptophyta, Zygnematophyceae, Desmidiales, Closteriaceae. The record is from the annotation of a GenBank genome assembly.
AUGCGGACCCAAUCCCCAUGUCCUUUCUUCCCGCCCUCCCUCGUUUUCCCAGUCCCCGCAGACUGCGACCUGUAUCACGGCACGUGGCAGCCAGAUGCGGACCCAAUCCCCAUGUCCUUUCUUCCCGCCCUCCCUCGUUUUCCCAGUCCCCGCAGACUGCGACCUGUAUCACGGCACGUGGCAGCCAGAUGCGGACCCAAUCCCCAUGUCCUUUCUUCCCGCCCUCCCUCGUUUUCCCAGUCCCCGCAGACUGCGACCUGUAUCACGGCACGUGGCAGCCAGAUGCGGACCCAAUCCCCAUGUCCUUUCUUCCCGCCCUCCCUCGUUUUCCCAGUCCCCGCAGACUGCGACUUGUACCACGGCACGUGGCAGCCGGACACCGAACCUCCGCUCUACACCAACAACACGUGCGCCGCCAUAUCGCAGCACCAGAACUGCCAGGGCAACGGCCGGCCGGACAGUGGGUACGAGCGGUGGCGGUGGCGGCCGGGGGGGCGGGAGGAGUGCGGGGCGCUGCCGCGGUUUGAUGCGGUGGAGUUCAUGCACGUGAUGCGCGGGAGGAGCGUUCUGUUCGUUGGGGACUCUGUGGCGCGAAAUCACAUGGAAUCGCUCAUCUGCCUGCUCAGUCAGGUGAGCAGUGGGGGGAUGAGUCAGGUCUGGAGUGUAAAGGGUGACUCGGUGGAGUUCCUGCAGGUGAUGCACGGAAGAGAGAAGGGGGAGUGCGGGGCGCUGCCACGGUUUGACGCGGUGGAAUUCAUGCACGUGGAGACCCCCCACCUGCGAGGCAACAAGAACCUCAUCCGAAUGGUCUUCCCCCGCGCAAAGGUCACCAUAGCGCGCAUCUGGUCCGCAUGGCUCGUCCAAGAGUCCCCCGACCCUCCCCCCUCCGCGCUGCCCUCCGCCCCUGAGUCCCUUCCGCGCCUGCGCCUGGACAGAACGGGGGAGAAGUGGUGGGGGGGUGUAGAGCGGUAUGAUGUGGUGGUGCUGUGCACUGGGCACUGGUUUGUUAAGCCGGCGCUGUUUGUGGUGGGGGGACGCGUGGUGGGGUCGCAGGGCGGGUGUGUAGCAGAGCUGGAGAAGCGCAUGGAGGAGGAGAAAGAGGCCAAGUACCCUCCUCCGCAGGACUGCCUGCACUGGUGCCUGCCCGGGCCUAUAGACUCGUGGAAUGUGUUUCUGCUGCAGCUGAUCAAACGGCAGAGAGUAAUGGGGCAGGCAGGGGCGUAG